Molecule: messenger RNA, 1549 nt
Organism: Elaeis guineensis (African oil palm)
Lineage: Eukaryota; Viridiplantae; Streptophyta; Magnoliopsida; Arecales; Arecaceae
Source: RefSeq, a predicted model, not a curated record
AGCAACCAAGCUCCAGCUAUAACAUGAUUCGAGUCCAACUCAAAUCCACAGAGCCUUUUCCCAAAUUUGGGAGGCUAUUAUGAUGUUUUGAAGAGGAGGGAAAAAAAAAUAUAUAAAAACAUAUAAUUCUUAUGGGAGAGCAGUUGAUGAGAGAGUGCUCCAUUUGGUAUUAUUGAGUAUUUGUCUUUUUGAUAGAAAUAUCAACCGUUUUUUUUUUUUUAAUUUCCUGAGAGGAGUUAUUUCUGCACUUCUUCUUUUUUGAUUUUUUUUUAAGUAGCAAGGUAUGUCCUUUGAUGAGCCUGAUGGGUUUAGGGUUUAAGGAGGAAACAAUUCCAGUUCAGUGAGCUUGAUGCUUUUCCUAGUCGAUUUUGUCAGAGCUAGAAUUCUGCUAUAUCUCCUUUGAACUGUUUGGUGAGUUUCUAAUGGAAUCCCUUUGCUGGUCUUAUAGAUUUAGGGUUUUGGCUCGGGAAAAUUGCUUUAAUCCAUGCAAGAAUGCUGUGUUGUCAAAUUUGGGUGCACCUAUUUGUCUUAACUACCACUGUUCUAACUCAAGGACUUCUGGAUCUUCUGUUGUUCGUUCUACUGCAAGGGAUCUAGCAGUUCUGGAAAGUCCUACUGCUAAAGAAGUGUUGAUUCCCUUCCCUGGUUCUGCUUCUCAGCCCUUUCCACAUUUGAGGCUUGAAAAUGAUCAUUUGUGGAGUGCUUUAGAGAUCGCAGAAGCUGUCGAUGGGGAGAUCGUCAGAUGGGGUCCUUCAGGAACCAUCACGACAGACACCCGAAAGCUGAUGCCCGGGCAAUGGUUCUUCGCCAUUGCUGGCAAGAAUUUUGAUGGCCAUGAUUUUGUCACUCAGGAAUUGGCUGAUAAGGGGUGUGUAGGUGUCAUAGGGAAUAGGAUUUGCAAGCACUGGCAUGGGGGGUUCAUUAAGGUGGAAGGUGAUACCUUGUUUGGCCUUGAGAAGAUGGCAAGGUAUGCUAGGAAUAGGUUUCAUGGUGUUGUGGUGGGUUUAACAGGCAGUGUCGGAAAGACCACCACAAGAACCAUGAUAGCUCUUGCACUUGAGAGCCUUGGUCGUGUCUACCAGACCCAUGGGAACUUGAAUUAUAUGGUCGGAGUUGCUUUGACGCUGACUGGGAUUCCCAUGGAUGCGAAGGCUUCAGUUGUGGAACUUGGGAUGGGUGGGAAAGAGGGAGAGAUUUUGGUAAUGGCACGAAUGUGCCAGCCAUCUGUGAGAGUGAUUUUGAAUGUAGGUCACGGUCAUAUGGAGCAUUUCAGGAGUUUAAAGGAGGUUGCCAAAGCCAAAGGGGAGAUUAUGACAGAGGCUAAGCCAGGGGAUAUCUGUGUGUUGAAUGCUGAUGAUCCACUAGUUAUGAGCAUUCCAGUUCCGGUUGGAGUUAAGAAGGUGCUUUUUGGCAGGAAAAUAGGAUGUGAUGUCAGGUUGGUUUUGGCUGAAAGUAUAGAUGGAGGUUGUGCAGUUCGUGUAAUCUUAGAAAGUAAAAUUGGCACAUAUCAUAAGCUGUUUUCAUUCCCAAGUGAAAAGACUUCAGAAAU